AUGCCACCUCGCGCCGGUUUCGCGCUGCUGGCGGUCUUUGGAGCCUCUUGCCUCUCCGUCGCGCAGGAGCCGUGCGGCGACUCCAACUCUGCGUGUGGCUCGUGGGCCGACGCCGGUGAGUGCGGCAAGAAUGUCGGCUUCAUGAAGGCCGAGUGCGCUGAGUCGUGUGGCUUCUGCACGCCGCCUCCUAUGCUGACGGCCGCUGACGAUCCGCUCCUCGGGCCCGAGCGCGUGGUCCUGUGCAUACACUAUGGCGAAAACAAGUACGGAGAGCUCGUCGAGGAGCGCAUGGAAGGCUGCACCGCGCCGCGCUGCCGCACUUUCACGUGCCGCGAGAGAGCGCUGACCAACCUCUCUGCGGAUCAGGGUUCACUCGCGCACGACGGUCUCAUCUCGCCACGCCUGAGGCGCCGCUCUACAGUCCAUUACUGGCAGACCGCGCGACAGCGACAGAGUCGUUACGAGGCCGUGUGCACCAAGCAGACCAAGUGGCACCUGAGCACCUUUGGCAGCCAUGGUCACUUCUCCUACCUGGCAGCGCAGCGAUGUGAGUUCAACGCACGCGGCUUCCCGCAGCCGGUGAGCGCGCCCGACGCCGACUCCUGCCGCAACUACUCGCUCGCGUCGCUGCCACCAAGCUGGAAAGAGAGCCACGGCGUCGCACAAGGGACUCGAGGCGCGGGCUGGUGGAGGUGGAAGCCGUUCCUGCUGCAGCAACGCCUGCGCGAGAUUGGCGACGGCGAGGUGCUGGUCCACGUGGACUACGACCUUUUGCUCGGGCAGGACUCGAGCGCGCUGUACUGCCUCGGGCAGAACGCGCAGCACGGCGUCGCUGCGUUUCACAUGCCGUGCUUCACUGAGCGCGCGUGGACCAAGCGCGAGCUCGCAGACGCGCUCGGUGCGGAUGACGCGAUGCUCGACAGCACGCGCUUCGCGGAGCGCUUCGUCGCCGAGUGGCUCAAGUGGACGACGGCGGGCGAGCUCGCCACCGACGCGCACGACCCGAAGCGGCAGCACGCCGGCUUCGUCGCGCACCGCCACGACCAGUCGAUCCUCUCGCUGCUGCUCAAGCGGCACCGCGUCAAGACGUUCCCGAUGCCGGCCAAGGAGCACGACGUGCGCGACAUCUGGGCGUGGGACGCGGGCUACUGCCACCGCCGCUUCAACUGGCCGCUCCCAGUCUACCGGCCAACCUACUACUUUGGCUACAUCAUGCAUUACAAGGAGAUGGGCCAUCAGCGCGAGUCGAUGCGCGACUGCGACGUCAAGCAGCCCUACCUGGCGAAGCUGCCAAUGCCGGAGUGA
This is a messenger RNA of Emiliania huxleyi CCMP1516, 1305 nucleotides long. RefSeq lists its product as hypothetical. NCBI's taxonomy places the organism in Eukaryota, Haptophyta, Isochrysidales, Noelaerhabdaceae. The coding region runs from base 1 to 1305 and encodes 434 amino acids. The record is from RefSeq and is a predicted model, not a curated record. The transcript has 5 exons.